Telopea speciosissima is the source of this 1457-nucleotide messenger RNA. RefSeq names its product elongation factor Tu, mitochondrial-like. The transcript is spliced from 12 exons. Gene Ontology annotation, biological process: mitochondrial translational elongation. NCBI's taxonomy places the organism in Eukaryota, Viridiplantae, Streptophyta, Magnoliopsida, Proteales, Proteaceae. Gene Ontology annotation, cellular component: mitochondrion. Bases 98 to 1450 code for a protein of 450 amino acids. Gene Ontology annotation, molecular function: GTPase activity; GTP binding; translation elongation factor activity. The record is from RefSeq and is a predicted model, not a curated record.
GGCUAAACCCUUCGUCUCCGCCUCUAAGCUUUGAGACGUUUGAUUCUAGGGCUUCCUGCUUGUUUUCUUCUCACUGCGCUUUCUUUCUCUUCUUCCAAUGGCGUCAACUGCUCUUAUGAACCAUAAUUCCAAGCGCCUGAUCGGCUUGUGUUCUCCUAUCUACUCAUGCUGUCGAGGAGCUUUGUCGCAUCGGUUGUCUGCUCCUGAAUCACUCAAUGGAAGUGAGAGAGUCUCGGACAUCGGACCAUGGUGGAGAUCCAUGGCCACAUUUACUCGAACGAAACCUCAUGUAAAUGUGGGGACUAUUGGGCAUGUUGAUCACGGUAAAACCACACUUACUGCUGCCAUUACAAAGGUGCUAGCAGAAGAAGGGAAAGCUAAAGCUGUUGCAUUUGAUGAAAUUGACAAGGCUCCUGAGGAGAAAAAGAGGGGAAUUACUAUUGCCACGGCCCAUGUUGAGUAUGAAACUGGCAAACGACACUAUGCUCAUGUGGAUUGUCCAGGACAUGCAGAUUAUGUUAAGAACAUGAUUACUGGAGCAGCUCAGAUGGAUGGGGGCAUUCUAGUUGUAUCUGCCCCUGAUGGACCCAUGCCACAAACGAAGGAACAUAUUCUGCUUGCUCGUCAGGUUGGCGUGCCAUCAUUGGUGUGUUUUCUAAAUAAGGUUGACGCUGUCGAUGAUCCAGAGUUAUUGGAACUUGUAGAAAUGGAGCUCCGUGAGCUUCUAAGCUUUUACAAGUUCCCAGGGGAUGACAUCCCAAUUAUUCGGGGUUCAGCCUUGUCCGCUUUACAAGGAACAAAUGAAGAAAUUGGGAAAAAGGCUAUUUUAAAAUUAAUGGAUGCUGUAGAUGAAUAUAUACCUGAUCCUGUUCGCCAACUUGACAAGCCUUUCCUAAUGCCAGUUGAGGAUGUGUUCUCUAUUCAGGGGCGUGGAACUGUUGUGACCGGACGUGUUGAGCAAGGGAUGAUCAAAGUUGGAGAAGAUGUUGAAAUCUUGGGAUUAAUGCAGGGUGGUCCUCUGAAGACUACAGUCACUGGUGUGGAGAUGUUCAAGAAGAUCUUGGAUCAUGGGCAAGCUGGAGACAAUGUGGGUCUUCUUCUACGUGGUUUAAAACGUGAAGAUGUACAGAGAGGACAGGUUGUGGCUAAGCCUGGUAGUGUGAAAACGUCCAAGAGGUUUGAGGCAGAAAUAUAUGUUCUUACAAAGGAUGAAGGAGGUCGUCAUACUGCUUUCUUCUCAAAUUAUAGACCUCAGUUCUACAUGAGGACUGCAGAUAUUACAGGGAAGGUCGAAUUACCUGAAAAUGUUAAGAUGGUGAUGCCUGGUGAUAAUGUUACUGCAGUUUUUGAGUUGAUUUCACCUGUUCCACUUGAAGCAGGACAAAGAUUUGCUCUGAGGGAAGGAGGUAGAACGGUUGGUGCAGGUGUGGUUUCAAAAGUGAUCAGCUGAGAUUUUC